AUGCAUGAUGCUAGAGGCUACUUUGACUCCAAAACACUAUAUUCUGCGUCAGAAUUUCAUAAAUUUGAUUAUAAAAUUUCACAAAAUUCGACCAAAUAUAAGUAUUAUAUAGCAGAAAUACCAUUGACAAUACCACAGAAGACAUUGAAAUGCUCGUCAGUAUCAGAAUUCCCGCAUUUAUACACAUAUCAACUAAAUGUUCAAAAAUCGCAAGAAGAAAUUUAUUACGUUGAUAAUUUCUUUGGUAGCACAUAUCUCAAAACGAGGUUUGGCAAGAAAAUAACGUCAGAUAUAUCAAAAGCCAGUCAUUUUCUAACAAACAAGAAAUACAACAAUCUUACAGAAGUAGAAUUCACAGGUGAGCUUCCGGAAUAUUACAUAACCUACGUGUAUGGUCCAGCAGACCGUAUUCAUGCAAAUCUUUGUACUUCUGUUCAUAUGUUCAGAUUUUAUUACUUUGCAUACUGCAACAUCAUAAUAUUCACACUUGUAUUAAUAUCAUUUCUAAUCGUUCGAAAAUUAACUUUUGGAAUUCCUCAAGUUUAUUUUGUCACGAGGAGAGGCGUUUACCUUACAAGGAAGCCAGAAAAAGAAGCAGGAGCAUUAUCCAAAUUCGUAAUGACUGUUAAUCCUUCGAUUUUACCUACAUCUUUCAAUCCAAAAUCAAAAUCUGACCCAGAACUUCGUUUUGUCGUAAUAAAAAGCGGUUUUGUAUACAUAGCGUGUGAAUUACAGGCCCUUAGAAUGGACCACAAUAUCGUACAAGACUUCCAAACUGCUGCAGGUUUCAUUCACAACGAAGAGAACAAAGAUGGACUUCCAAUCAACUGCCAGAUGCGAAGAACUACAAAAGGAGACCCUGUUUUAGAGGUUAAAGCUAAACUUUACGGAAGAGAUUGUUCAAUUUUACUACAUCCUGAACAAAACAAUUUAUUACCAUGUGGCGAACAUCGAUUACUAUCUACAUCAAUACAAAGUAUCUACAGUGAUAUAAUUUACGACAUUUUGGUGUCAAAUGGAAAUUCCCCGUUAAAUAAGCAAUGGGGCAAAUCAUUUAUAUCCAAACUGGACGCCUUAGUUGUCGGUUUAUUCAGUAUUACUGAUAAAAUCGACGUAAUCCAUCUCGCCGGCCAAUCAAAAGAAUAUGAAGACGAAAUGUUGAACUUUGUUCAGAAAUUGAAGCUUCCAGACCACGCAUCCAUCAAAACUAUGUCCGUUACAACAGGAAAAUUGUAUAUAAGUGGCACAGUUGUCUCAUUAUUUAAUCAAAAUAUUUCAAUGUUCCUCGGAAUCUCUCCAGAAAAAAUGUUUUUGAGAGCUCAAGAAAGUAUGUGGCUCGAAUUCGCUACAAUUUUCAUUACUUUCUUCAGAAUUGUGGAUUCAAAUUCUGUCAGGACGAGAUUUUUAAGAUUACAUAAUCUUUACAAGGCAACAGGCAAGCACUGCAUCUUAGAGACCAUGGAUUCCAAGAUUAUCCAUACUUUUGGCAAGGAAUCAAUAAUUACAGGCAAAGAUCAGUUCGAAUCCAUCAGAGAUAACACCGAAUACCUUCUAAAAAGAAGUAACAAGACAGAACUGUUCAUGAGGCUUGGAAAUGACUGGAAUUGGUUUAAUGUAAGAGCUGUCAGAUGUUUUGACCAAGUUAUGAACAAUUAUAUCAAUUCAUAUCUCAUUACUGAUAUGUCAAAUGUUCUUCAGGCCGAAACUAACUUCAGAAUGAAGAGAAAGGAGAAAUUUGAUAUGUUAAGGUUAAUGAAGUUACAAAGAUUCGGCUACACGUCGAUACCACCUUUCACGGACUAUACAAUCUCCCGGCUACUCGGUUAUGAGACUCCAAGGAAGCUAAUGAAUUUAUUGCAUCCAGAUGACAUAAGGAAGAUCAAGCUUGGGACACCAAUAUCCAUUGUGAGAGCUUUGUCCUCCAAUGGUACAUAUUCGACCUAUUUCAUGGUCCAUUCUAAAGAAUACGACGAAUCUGGAUUUAUCUUCCCUUUCCCUCAGUUUGAUUCGAUCAACCAGAGGUUCGCCAGUGAAGAUGAUUUUACUACAUUCCCAUCCGAAAGCAAGAGGUUCGCAUUCUUUGUUAUUGAUCCAAUUUCAAAAAGAAUCGUUUCUUUUGUCGGAAUCCCAUCGAUCAUCAACCAUUUCAAGUCUAUCCCUCAACCUCAUGCCAAGGACAUCUAUACUCUCGUCCAUCAUGACAGUCGACAGCAAUAUGACGUUGCAUUCCAAAAUCUUCUCAGUGGAACCUCGAAAGUCGAGAAAUUGGAUGUCUUAUUCGAAUACUAUGACAUUGGUUUCUCCCAUUCCCGUAUUUCCAUGGAGAUGACCUCUUCAGAUUUGAUUUUAAUUUAUGUCUUCAACAAUUCCAAAGAAGCACAGAUCGAAGCGACCUUCAACGACCUCAGUUCCACAGUAGAUACCGCUCUAAGGUAUACUAACGUCGUAUCCUUCACUUUCAUGAACAAUCAUGAUCAUCAGUUCAUUUUAACACGUCCUCCCGAGAAAUGCCACACGAUAACAAUAAACUGGAGCUUCAUAGAGCACAACAUUUCUAUUGACGACCAGCCGAACAUCAUCAAACAGUUCAAAGCCGCUUUGGAAGAAGGAAAACAAAUUGAACUGGAAGUAACGAUGAUUUUCGACAGAAUGAAGCAUUACACGAUUCGUGGCUUCAGAACAGAGUCCGGAAAAGUCAUUGGCAUUCUCUUGGAUCGCACAGAAUUGUUCUCAAUGUUCAACCAAAUUGAGCAACAAACGAAACGCGCUGAUGAAGCAAACAACGCUAAAUCCAGGUACUUGGCGAACAUGUCACAUGAAAUACGAACACCUCUCAACGGAAUGAAUGGUUUGUUGGAGUUGUUGGAUGGUACAGAACUCGCUAAAAACAAUUCCGAAAUAUUGAAAUGCAUCAGAACAAGUUUUGUCAAAUUAUUGGAAUUGUUGAAUGAUACAUUGGACAUUGCAAAGAUCGAUCAGAACUGCAUGAUUCCAGAAGAUGUUCCAUUCAAUACUUUCGAUCUUGCACUAAGUGUUACACAAGGAUUUGAACAGAGAGCAAUUGAUUCUGGUGUUGAAUUACGCGUUGAAAUCAUUCCAGGAACACCAUCGAUGUAUCGCGGAGAACCACAUUUUCUCGCGAGAAUCAUGAACAAUUUGAUCUCGAAUGCAAUCAGAUGCACGGAAAGAGGAUACGUAAAUGCAACUCUUUCCCAAGUCCUUCCUAAAGGAACACUGUUAGUAAGAGUUGAAGAUUCUGGUUCUCACAUAACUCCAGAAGAAAGAUUGUCACUUUUUGAUGCAUUUGGCAGUUUGGGAAGUGGCAAUUGCACUGUUAGAUGCGAAGGAACUAGUUUGGCAUUGGUCAAGAGAUUGGUUGAUUUGAUUCGUGGCAAGAUAAACGUCAAAGAUAAUGAUGACGGAGUUGUUUUCGAAGUGGAAUUGCCUUUCGAACCAAUUUUGUGCACGUACAUUCCAAGAAGAAUGAAGAGAUACGGUUGGGAGAUGCUAUUCUUGUGUCCUGAAUGCGUAAUACAAGGAACACCUGAAUCCCACGCUUUCUUCACUGGAAUGAAUUUACUUUAUGAACCAUCAAAAGUGACAGAUAAAUUACUUGUUGUCAUUGCAAGAAAUACACAUCCACAAUUGUCAAUCGCCGUGGAAUUGAAGAAGAAAUACCCAAGAACAAGUAUUAUCUGCAUAACAAGAUUGACUCCGCCAGUUAUCAAAGGAGAUUUCAUCGUUGUUCCGCAAUCUCAAUUUUGGCUUCACUUUUGUCAGUUUUUCCUCACAACAUGCAUGCACAAAGUUAGUAGGAUUAACGGGCCACAUGAUAACAGCAAUGAGAUGCAGCCGGAUGAGACAUACAAGAUCUUGGUCGCUGAGGACACACCGAUGAAUCAGUUGGUCAUUUCGAAAUUGCUCGAAAAAUUGAAUGUCAAAUUUGACAUUGUUUCUAAUGGCCAGGAAGCGCUCGAGAGACUCAAGAAGGAGCACUACAGUGUCAUAUUCAUGGACCACCACAUGCCUGUGAUGGAUGGACCGACUGCAGCAAGAGAAAUAAGAAGACAAGAAAAAUUAAAUUCUGACAAAUACGGAAUUCCGAUUUUCGCUAUGACUGCAAGUAUUAUGAAGGAAGAUGAGGACGAAUGCAGAGAAUCAGGAAUGAAUCAGUUCGUAAGUAAGCCAAUUUCGAUACAUAAGCUGCAACAGGCAAUUAGAGACUCGUUGACAUAUCCUUACAACAAACAAGGUAAUAUGUAA
Messenger RNA from Trichomonas vaginalis G3, 4263 nucleotides. RefSeq names its product phosphorelay sensor kinase protein. Gene Ontology annotation, molecular function: histidine phosphotransfer kinase activity; phosphorelay sensor kinase activity. Gene Ontology annotation, biological process: phosphorelay signal transduction system; protein autophosphorylation. Bases 1 to 4263 code for a protein of 1420 amino acids. Lineage: Eukaryota; Parabasalia; Trichomonadida; Trichomonadidae. The record is from RefSeq and is a predicted model, not a curated record. The transcript has a single exon.